AUGGAGCGCUCACAGUCUGACACACUGCCACUGGCUAAUUCCGUCGAAAUUCCUCAGCUUGGCUUUGGCGUUUAUUUGUCACCGCCCGAAACCUGCGUCAAUUCAUGCCUCACAGCCCUGGAAGCCGGCUACCGUCAUAUCGAUACCGCGCAGUACUACGGCAACGAGGCCGAAGUCGGCCAGGCAGUGCAGAAGUCAACCGUUGACAGAAACGAUGUCUUUCUCACGACAAAGGUUCUCGAGGCCGCUGGCUCUGUUGAUUUGACCUACGCGAAAUGCGUUGAAAGCAUCAAGAAGCUUGAUCCCGAGAGCGGCCAUGUCGACCUCUUUCUCAUUCACAGCCCGAACCCUGGUGCUGCCAAGAGGAAGGAGAUGUGGCAGGCUCUAGAGAGGCUUUACGAGGAGGGCAAAGCGAAGAGUAUUGGAGUGAGCAACUUUGGCAUCAAGCAUAUCGAUGAGCUGAAGCAAUUCGCCAAAGUGUGGCCACCGCACGUGAAUCAGAUUGAGUUACAUCCUUGGAACCAGCAGAGAGAAGCCGUAGAGUACUGUGAAAAGAACAACAUCGUCGUCGAAGCCUACUCCCCACUCGUGCGGAACCAAAAGGCCGACGACAAGACCCUCAACAGCAUCGCAGACAAGCACAAAGUCACACCGAGCAAGGUCCUGAUCCGCUACUGUCUCCAGAAGAACUGGGUUCCCCUUCCCAAGAGCGACACCCCGGACCGCAUCAGGGCCAACGCCGAUGUGUUUGAGUUUGAUCUCGACGAUAAGGACAUGAAAACACUAGACGAUCUCGACGAGGGCGCGGCGGGUGCGAUUGUGCAGGCUGUAGAUAACUACUGA
Molecule: messenger RNA, 843 nt
Organism: Fusarium sp. VM40
Lineage: Eukaryota; Fungi; Ascomycota; Sordariomycetes; Hypocreales; Nectriaceae
Source: the annotation of a GenBank genome assembly